This is a messenger RNA of Antechinus flavipes (yellow-footed antechinus), 1282 nucleotides long. Its product is annotated as olfactory receptor 145-like. NCBI's taxonomy places the organism in Eukaryota, Metazoa, Chordata, Mammalia, Dasyuromorphia, Dasyuridae. The record is from RefSeq and is a predicted model, not a curated record. Gene Ontology annotation, cellular component: membrane. Bases 326 to 1282 code for a protein of 318 amino acids. Gene Ontology annotation, molecular function: olfactory receptor activity; G protein-coupled receptor activity; odorant binding. The transcript has a single exon. Gene Ontology annotation, biological process: sensory perception of smell; G protein-coupled receptor signaling pathway.
GAGGAGUGCUGUGGAGAAGGGGAGGAGACUACUGUUAUUUUCCUGAUUUCUUUUUGUUUUAAAAUCUGAGGAACAUUAACUAUUACUCCACAGGGAACCUCAGGAACAAUUUUUUGCAUUAAUCAAGUUCAUGGAGACUGUGGCUCAGCCAAUUAAAUUACCUAGAUAUUUUUGGAAUGAUAGCAUGGAAUAAUAUUGAUGCUUUCCAGAAAUUUCCAGAUUUACUCUUUUUCUUAAAUGGGAAAGAGAGUUCAUUUAGAUUCUCCCUCCUCAUUAAUAGUACAAUUUUUCUCUUCUCCUCAUAGAUCUCUCAAGAUGAAAGAAAAUGGCUUUGGAAAAUGCCUCUUUAGUCACUGAAUUCAUCUUUGCAGGCUUAACAGAUCAACCAGAGCUCCAGCUACCCCUAUUCUUCCUGUUUAUGGGAAUGUAUAUGAUCACUAUAAUGGGAAACUUGGGAUUGACUAUUUUAAUCAGGAUGAAUUCUCAGCUUCACACUCCUAUGUACUAUUUCCUCUUUAACUUAUCUUUCAUAGAUCUCUGCUACUCCUCUGUCUUUACUCCCAAAAUGUUGAUGAAUUUUGUCCUAAAGAAAAACAUCAUCUCUUACUCAGGAUGUAUGGCUCAGCUCUAUUUCUUCUGUUUUUUUGUUAUUUGUGAAUGCUAUGUGUUGACAAUAAUGGCUUAUGAUCGUUAUGUUGCCAUCUAUAAUCCAUUGCUAUAUAAUGUCACUAUGUCCAAUCAGGUCUGUUCUUGGCUAUUGAGUGGGGCAUAUGCAAUGGGGUUUGCUGGUGCCAUGGCCCACACUGGAUGCAUGCUGAGACUGGUCUUCUGUGAUGUUUACAUCAUAAACCAUUACAUGUGUGACAUCCUCCCCCUCCUCCAGCUCUCCUGCACCAGCACCCAUGUCAAUGAGCUGGUAGUUUUCAUUGUUGUGGGCAUAAAUAUUAUAGUACCUAGUGUCACCAUCUUUGCAUCUUAUGCUCUUAUUCUGUCCAGUAUCCUAAGCAUGAGCUCUACUGAGGGCAGGUCCAAAGCCUUCAGCACCUGCAGCUCCCAUAUAAUUGCUGUUGCCCUUUUCUUUGGGUCAGGUUUAUUCAUGUAUUUCAAGCCAUCUUCAUCAGGGUCUGUGGACCAGGGCAAAGUAGCUUCAGUCUUUUACACAAAUGUGGUGCCCAUGCUAAACCCCCUUAUUUACAGUUUGAGAAAUAAAGAUGUUCAGGCUGCCAUGAAGAAAACCUUAAGGAGAAGAAUGUUUACAAGGACAGCAACAGGACUUUCAUAA